Coniosporium apollinis CBS 100218 is the source of this 1341-nucleotide messenger RNA. Its product is annotated as AP-1 complex subunit mu-1. NCBI's taxonomy places the organism in Eukaryota, Fungi, Ascomycota, Dothideomycetes. The transcript has 6 exons. The coding region runs from base 1 to 1341 and encodes 446 amino acids. Gene Ontology annotation, biological process: vesicle-mediated transport; intracellular protein transport. Gene Ontology annotation, molecular function: clathrin-cargo adaptor activity. Gene Ontology annotation, cellular component: clathrin adaptor complex; clathrin-coated vesicle. The record is from RefSeq and is a predicted model, not a curated record.
AUGGCUUCUGCGGUCUUCUUCCUCGACUUGAAGGGCAAGACCCUUCUUGCCCGCAACUACAGAGGAGACAUCCCCAUGUCGGCCGUCGAGAAAUUCCCCAUCCUCCUCAGCGAAGCCGAAGAAGAAAGCUCCGCCGUCCCGCCAUGCUUCUCCAGCGAAGGCAUCAACUACCUCUACAUCCGACACAACAACCUGUACCUCCUCGCCCUCACAAAACGCAAUACCAACGCCGCCGAGAUCCUGCUAUUCCUCCACAAGAUUGUCGAGGUGUUCACCGAAUACUUCAAGGAGCUGGAGGAGGAGAGUAUACGCGACAACUUCGUCAUCAUAUACGAGCUCCUCGACGAGAUGAUGGACUUUGGAUACCCGCAGACGACGGAGAGCAAGAUAUUACAAGAGUACAUCACCCAAGAGUCCCACAAACUCGAAGUCCAAGCCCGCCCUCCCAUAGCCGUCACAAAUGCCGUCAGCUGGCGCAGCGAAGGCAUCCGCUACCGCAAAAACGAAGUCUUCCUCGACGUCAUCGAGUCGCUGAACCUGCUAGUCUCCGCAAACGGCAACGUGCUGCGCUCCGAGAUCCUCGGCGCCAUCAAAAUGAAGUGCUACCUGUCCGGCAUGCCUGAGCUGCGGCUAGGCCUGAACGACAAAGUCAUGUUCGAGACCACGGGACGGGCUACGAGGGGGAAGGCGGUGGAGAUGGAGGAUGUUAAGUUUCAUCAGUGUGUGAGGUUGAGCAGGUUCGAGAAUGAUAGGACGAUUAGCUUCAUCCCACCGGAUGGGGAAUUUGAGCUUAUGAGCUAUCGGCUGAACACGCAGGUUAAGCCCCUGAUAUGGGUCGAGUGCAUAGUGGAGAGCCAUUCGGGGAGUAGGAUAGAGUACAUGCUGAAGGCAAAAGCACAAUUCAAGCGUCGCAGCACGGCCAACAACGUACAAAUAAUAAUACCCGUCCCCGACGAUGCCGACAGUCCGCGCUUCCGCACCAAUAUCGGAACCGUACAUUACACGCCCGAGUCCUCCUCCAUCGUGUGGAAGAUCAAGCAAUUUGGCGGCGGUAAGGAGUUCCUCAUGCGGGCUGAGCUCGGCCUACCAUCGGUUCGCGGCGAUGAUGAGAAGGGUGGCGGCAUGAUGGGCGGGUUCGGUGGGAGUAUGGGCGGUGUAGGCGGCGGAAAGGGAAAGAGGCCUAUCAAUGUCAAGUUUGAGAUUCCGUAUUUCACUACGAGUGGCAUACAGGUGCGGUAUCUGAAGAUUAUUGAGCCGAAGCUUCAAUACCCGUCUCUGCCAUGGGUACGGUACAUAACGCAGUCAGGCGACAUCGCGGUGCGUUUGCCUGAGGUGCAGUAA